Molecule: messenger RNA, 3913 nt
Organism: Pelobates fuscus (common spadefoot toad)
Lineage: Eukaryota; Metazoa; Chordata; Amphibia; Anura; Pelobatidae
Gene: RFX1
Product: regulatory factor X1
Exons: 20
Coding region: 246-2807 (853 amino acids)
Biological process (GO): regulation of transcription by RNA polymerase II
Cellular component (GO): nucleus
Molecular function (GO): RNA polymerase II cis-regulatory region sequence-specific DNA binding; DNA-binding transcription factor activity, RNA polymerase II-specific
Source: RefSeq, a predicted model, not a curated record
GGGACGGUAGCAACAGUUGCCCGGGUGAGGGACGGAGCGGCCAUAGCCACGGUAGUCGUGGCGACAAGAACCCCGGCAACAGGGAUCAACAACAACAACAACCGCCGCCGCCAGCGCGGGGCCCGGGCCAGCCCAUCCCCGCACACCCACCACCCCGUGACCGCUAGCGGGGGACCGGUCUGCCCGGCCGCAGGACCCUCCCCGGGACCCACCGCUGGAGCGAAGCCCAGGGACCCACGGCCAAAAUGGCAACACAGACGUAUGUGACAGAACUUCAGCAAGCUGCACCUGCUCCAUCCCAGACUGCUCCACAACAGUAUGUGACAGAACUGCAAGUAGCUCCACAGACCCCCACCCCAACUCCACAGCCUGGCGGGCCGCAGACCCCCACCCCACAGCAGUACAUUGUUGUAACUGUAUCUGAAGGAGCCAUGAGAUCCAGUGAUGGAGAGCUUAGCCCUGGAGGAUCGUCAACAUCGCAGGCUGUGGUCCCCACACAUGUGGUACAGCAAGUGCAGGCAGCCCAGCAGCGUUUGGUGGUGCAGACUACUCCACAGACUGCAAAGGCUGCACAGGUCGCCCUAGCAGUGCACACUGUGCAGCAACCAGCACACUCCACAUCUGAGAGUGACGGCUCAGCCCUGAAGGCAGGACAAAGUCAGCCGCUGCAGAUACAUGGAGGGCCCCAAGAGCGUUCAGUUGUUCAGACGACCCCCCAGACUCAGAAAUCCUCCCCUGUCCAUCAGCUGAGCAUCCAAGGCCUCCAGCACGUCCAGGGGACAUCAGAGGUCCAGCAGCUCCAGCAGGUCCCUGUGCAACAUGUGUAUCCCAGCCAGGUGCAAUACGUGGAAGGAGGAGAUACCAGCUACACUGCAAGCACCAUACGCUCUGGAUCAUACUCCUACACAGAGACGCCACUUUACAGCCAGGCCACAGGAUCCACGUACUACGAAUCUCAGAGUGCCACAGGCCAGGUCAGCUCACCCACCUCAUCCCCUGCCGUAGCCAGCAGCCCCUCUGUGCCCAUGUAUGUGUCUGGAGGUCAGAUCCUCGCCAAUUCCACUCCGACUGCUGCUUCAGGGGGAGCAGGAGGCAGCGGAGGGACAGGAGCUGGGACCUAUGUCAUCCAAGGUGGAUUCAUAAUGGGCAGUUCUACUCAGUCCUACUCUCACACCACACGUGCCUCCCCUGCCACGGUGCAGUGGUUGCUGGACAAUUACGAGACAGCAGAAGGGGUGAGCCUCCCACGCAGCACCCUGUAUUGCCAUUACCUGCUUCACUGCCAGGAGCAGAAGCUGGAGCCUGUCAAUGCUGCCUCUUUCGGAAAGCUGAUACGGUCUGUCUUCAUGGGACUGAGGACUCGUAGGCUGGGCACCAGGGGCAACUCCAAGUACCACUACUACGGCCUGCGUAUCAAAGCCAGCUCCCCACUCCUGCGUCUCAUGGAGGACCAGCAACACCUUGCCAUGCGUCAGCAGCCAUUCUCCCAGAAACAGAGGUUAAAAACCAUGCAAAAAAUGGAGGGAAUGAGUAAUGGUGUCGGGGGCUCACAGCAGCAAGCAUCGGGCCUGUCAGAUAUCAGCUCGCAGGUGCAGCAGUACCAGCAGUUUUUGGAUGCCACCCGGACCUUGCCAGAGUUUGGAGACAUAGAUUUACAGGGAAAACCACUUCCUGAUGGCAUCACACUGGGCAAUGUUAAGGCUUUCCAGUUGCUCUAUCGGGAACAUUGUGAGGCUAUUGUGGAUGUGGUGGUAAAUCUGCAGUUUACGCUGGUAGAGACUUUGUGGAAAACAUUUUGGAGGUUCAAUGAGACGCAGCACAGUGACAGCACAGUUGAUGAUGAAGCAGAGAAGCGUUUACCUAAGGAUUGUCUAGUGCUUUUGUCCAAAUAUGAGCCUUUAUUGAAAUGGAGCCGAGACUGUGACCACCUUCUUUACCAGGGUUUAGUGGAAACCCUUAUACCUGACGUGUUACGCCCUAUCCCCAGUGCCCUGACACAAGCCAUCCGCAACUUUGCCAAGAGCCUGGAGAGCUGGUUAACAAGUGCAAUGAUGAACAUCCCUGAAGAGAUGGUGCGAGUCAAGGUUGGUGCUGCAAGUGCCUUUGCCCAGACAUUGCGUCGCUAUACGUCCCUGAAUCACCUGGCUCAGGCGGCCCGGGCUGUGCUUCAGAAUACUGCACAGAUCAACCAGAUGCUCAGCGACCUCAACCGUGUAGACUUCACCAAUGUACAGGAGCAGGCUUCCUGGGUGUGUCGCUGUGCGGACCGUGUGGUCCAGCGGCUGGAGCAGGACUUCAAGCUGACAUUACAGCAGCAGAGCUCCCUGGAGCAGUGGGCGGUUUGGCUUGACAGUGUCGUCUCACAAGUGCUCAAACCAUAUCAGGGGAACCCUGGCUUUUCUAAGGCUGCCAAACUCUUUCUGCUAAAGUGGUCAUUCUACAGUUCGAUGGUGAUCCGGGAUCUGACCCUGAGGAGUGCUGCCAGCUUUGGGUCAUUCCAUUUAAUUCGAUUGUUGUAUGAUGAGUACAUGUACUAUUUGAUAGAGCACCGGGUAGCACAGGCCCGUGGGGAGACCCCCAUCGCUGUCAUGGGAGAGUUUGCCAAUACUGGAACUUCUUUGCAUCAAAUGGACCCGGAUAAAGAUGAGGAGGAAGAGGAAGAUGACGAGAGUGAUGACGAUCUAACACACGAGCUGCCACUCAACGCCACUGAUUCAUCCAACCCUAUGGGCUCGGAUUCUCUGGAACCACCUGCAAAGUUGGCACGGAGCGACCCCAUCUUUGUGCAGGUUCCACCAAACUCUUAAUCUGACUGGGCCCAGCCCGACCAGCACCAAAGCCUUCUCACAGCAGUAGUUAUGGGAUACAUGGGGGAUUCCCUUUUUAUAUUUUACAAAACAGGCUGAUGGGAAGCCCCAAUGAUGCACUAGUUAUCAAGACCGAACUCCUCAUAUCCAAACCAACAUUGAAAAGGGCUGUUGUAAACCUGUUUAUUUAAGUAUUGUGUAUAAAAGGAAAAGUCUAAAAUUAUUUGGAUGAGUCAACUGCAACUGUCUCGAAAAGAGAGAUCUGUGCAGGUCUUCUAAUGCAGAGAUUGCAAAUAAAGCUAAUUAUAUAUAUAUACAUAUAUAUAUAUAUAUAUAUAUGCACGCACAUACAUUCUUAAACUGCCACAUAGGCUCUGACUGUGCGUCUAACAAAUGUAAUGGUGUAUAUAGCCCACUAAAUGUGGCUAAAAUGAAACUCAGAUUGUGUGUGUGUAUAUAUUUAUAUGUCGGUGUCUUUUAAGCACACAUUAAGCCGCACCUUGUUCCACAUUUGUAGAAACUGCAGAUUAUAGAUAAUGUGUGUGCAAGAUGGCAGCCAUCCUGUACAGACUUGAUCCUGGCCCCCAAGCUUCUGUAUAGUGCCACCGUGGUCCAGCUACGGCAUCCACCGUCUUCUGCUGCCAAAAUCCACCACUAAUGCUAAAUCGGAACUUAAAAUAUUAUUUAACAUCUCUGGAGUCCACUGCCUUAAAGUGCCCCUAGCAGCUAUCCAGCUCUUCAUGUACCUUGCCCUCUUCCUCCUAGCACAGAGUGCAGGACUCCACUUCUCGAUGCUUGUACUUUUUGGGGUAACAUGACUAAUUGUUAAUAUAUUGGAUAUUGUGAUGUUGUUUUAGGACGCCUGGCGGCGCCCACAUAAUGGCCUUACUUGUCUGUGUGUCAAUCCUGUGAUAUACUUGUCUGUAUGGGGAGGGGAAACAUUGUAUUUUGUAUAAAUUAUAUAUCUAUAAAUCUUAGUUUUGUGUCAAUAUUUUGAGAAGAGUACAGUGGAGACCAGAGGAAGACAGAGGGUAACAGCAAGUGGGACCUUUUCUAACAUUUUGUAGUAUUUCUUAAUACAAAAUAAAAUUUUGCUGUGUUCUGUA